Messenger RNA from Perognathus longimembris pacificus (Pacific pocket mouse), 3298 nucleotides. RefSeq names its product guanylyl cyclase domain containing 1 (gene Gucd1). Bases 183 to 905 code for a protein of 240 amino acids. The record is from RefSeq and is a predicted model, not a curated record. The transcript has 6 exons. NCBI's taxonomy places the organism in Eukaryota, Metazoa, Chordata, Mammalia, Rodentia, Heteromyidae.
AGCCUCCAGGUCUGGAAGGGCCGGGGCGGGGCUUGGGGCGGCCCAGCCGCCGCCUCCCCUUCUACCCACCACGGCGGCGCCCGAGGAAUCUAACAAGCACCGGCCGCGUUCCCCGCGCAGCCCAAGCCGAAGCUGCAACCUGCGCCGGGCUGGGGCCAUGGGCGCCCCGCGCCACUCAGGUCAUGAGGACGCAGGCGGAGGCAGCAGGGUCGCCGCUCGAGCCCGGGGAUUUUGUGCAGUUGCCUGUGCCCAUCAUCCAGCAGCUGUACCACUGGGACUGUGGCCUGGCCUGCUCCAGGAUGGUGCUGCGGUACCUGGGCCAGCUGGACGAUGAAGAGUUUGAAAGUGCCCUACAAGAGCUGCGGCUGACCAGGAGCAUCUGGACCAUUGACCUGGCCUAUCUGAUGCGCCAUUUUGGUGUGAGGCACCGCUUCUGUACGCAGACUCUGGGCGUUGACAAGGGCUACAAGAAUCAGUCCUUCUAUAGGAAGCACUUUGACACAGAAGAGACCCGAGUGAACCAACUAUUUUCACAAGCUAAGGCCUGCAAGGUGCUGGUGGAAAAAUGCACGGUAAGCGUGCAGGACAUCCAGGCACACCUUGCCCAGGGCCAUGUGGCCAUCGUGCUGGUGAACUCAGGGGUGCUGCACUGUGACCUGUGCUCCAGCCCUGUCAAGUACUGCUGCUUCGCUCCCAGCGGCCACCGCUGCUUCUGCCGCACCCCAGACUACCAGGGCCACUUCAUUGUUCUCCGUGGCUACAACAGGGCCACUGGCUGCAUCUUCUACAACAAUCCAGCCUAUGCUGACCCAGGAAUGUGCAGCACCAGCAUCAGUAACUUUGAGGAGGCCAGAACCAGCUAUGGCACCGAUGAGGACAUCCUCUUUGUCUUCUUGGACAGCUGACAGUAGGAGCCUGGUAUGCCCAGGCCCUUGGAUCCCAUACCUGCCCCUCGCCAGGCAGGUCUACUCAGGAUGCCCAGGCUGGGGGCUAAUGGGGUUGGGAUGCAGAACUGUAGCCUCAGCCUGCCUGACAAAGCCCUGGAGAACUCUAGGAGACUAUGGUACAGCUAGUUUGUCCACCAGUGCUAUGCAUCAUCAUGCCGCUUAUUCCAAGCACCUGCUGAUUGCUGGAGCUAUCCCCAAAGCAUCUGAGAGGAGUCUCCUCUAGGACCCCAGAUCCAAUUCCAGCUGUGCACAGAUGAAGUUCUCCCUUAAGGGUACCCAUGUUGGCUUCCAGCAAGGGGAAAGGUCUGGCCUCAGGACUGAACCUUGAAGAGAGAAGUUGUUUGACCUGCUGCUUGUCAAGACAGCAUCUGUGUUUGGAGAAAGCACAGCUGAACCCCUUAAAGCCUGAUCUAGAAAUGUUCUAUAGCACUCCCUUCCCCACCCCCACCCCAUGGUGGAUACCACCAUGGUGCUGCCUCCUGCCUUCAGGGUAUACAUGUUUCUGUGACCCGUAUCAAGGCUAGGUUACAAUACAGCCUAAAACACCCCAUAGCCACUCUGCGGUGCAGACAUAGGAAUGUUCUCAGCCUUUUGGAUACUCCAGCUCUGUGGGGUGCAGAGCCUUCGGGAGUUGCCGGGCCCAGCUCCACUACUGGCUCUGUUAGCCAGCAGCAGAGGAAUUCUCCAGGAAUCAACAGCUGCCCAGACCUGAGACAGCCUUCUAUUUCCAUGAUGCCUUCUGGCACCAGCCUGAAUCACAACAGCAGGGACUGUCUUGGGCGGGGGGGGGGACCUCCGGGUCUCUGGGGGCUGAGUGCUAGGGCCUGUGCUCCUAACACAGUGGGCAGGAGGCAGCACACAGCUUCCACCCACCCCAGUUCUCAUGCCAGGACCUUUUGCACAGAACAUUGGCUCUCUUCUGUCUUGACAGAGGUGGAUAAUGCCCAGAUCGUAUAGCACAGCAAGUAGCAAUGACAGAAAUUGAUUUAUUUUUCUUUCUGGAAGCAAGAGUGUUUAUUUCAUUGAAAUUUAAGAUUUUACUUUUUUGGGGGUUGAGUGUCACCUUCAAGUAAGACAAUAAUAGUGAGACUGCAGGUACUUUGGAACCACUAGCACCUCUUUCACACAGCAGGUAGGCUAGCUCAAGUUUUUUUCAAAGAAGAGGCUUAGCCAAUUGUCUGGGUGCCAGGGCCCUUACCUUAUAAAGGGAGUGGCUAAAGCACUGGGGACAGCCUACCAAGACUGGUGGAGCUGGAUCUUGAACCUAUGUCUGCACCUAAGAAACAAGGGAAAUAAGUGGCUUCCAAAGAGGCUAGGGACACCCAUCCGUCGUGGACUGCCUCUGAGAAGGAAGCAGGAGUACCCCGAUAGCCCACCAUCUCUGUACUCCUGGGACUUGAUCUUCUAGUACCCCAGGUAUGAUGUGGCAGCUGCUUCCCCUGCCCACCAGUGGCCCUUUCUCAUCUCGGUAGCUCUGAGGAGCCAAGGUAGUUUGUGCUUACAAGGGCUGUCAGAUCCCCCACCCACACUGCUCCUCAAUAGCAGAUAGCAUUGGCCCAAGAGGGAACUUUUUUUUAAAUCUAGGAAGCAACCCUGGACUUUAGAGACUCAUGUUAGCUUUCCUCUGGUCUCAUUUCCAUUGCCUUAAUGCUGGAUCAGCCAGGACUCCACGGAAUUGUGACUUCCAGCCCAUAGUACUCACAAUACUCACAGUCCUAUGGGAGGUUCUGGUAAGCUUCUGGUGAGAAUAACUACAUGAAGGAAGCCAACAGGACCGCAUGAAGCCCUCAGGCUCUGUGGAGGUGCAUGAAGUGUGGUGUACAUGCUGGGGUGGCAGUCAUUGGGAACUGGCCUCCACAGAAAGUGGUCAUAGCACCUCUUCCAUCCAGGACAUUUAGGAAUGCUGACUUUGGGCCCAGAUAAUGGAUUUUCAGAGCAAGUUAUAGAUUACAGGUCACCUGUUGGUAAAAUUAACAACAACAAAAAACAAACCCUGCUCAUCCCCAAGACACAGAGGAGGAUCAUAAAGACAGUACACAAGCCUUGCUGUGUUCUUGCACAAGUCGGGAAAAUGGGACUGGAAAAACAGCCUGGACAUCAGGGACUUUGUCCACAGCACAUGGCACCCACAACUGCCUAGCCCAUCCUCACACUGCACCCCAGUGCAGCCUCGGAGCCACGUGGGACAGAAGGUAUCUUUGUUCCCUCCAGCCACAGAGGGAUGAAAGGGAUCUUUUGCAUUGCAGAGAUUUUAUACAUAAAUAUAUUUUAUUUGUAAUGAGUCAUUCUCAAUAAACAUUACUCUUAACUGCAUAAUAGUGGCCUCUCUUGACUGGCCUACAUGAACUUGC